Erigeron canadensis is the source of this 2074-nucleotide messenger RNA. Its product is annotated as serine/threonine protein phosphatase 2A 57 kDa regulatory subunit B' beta isoform-like. Gene Ontology annotation, cellular component: protein phosphatase type 2A complex. Gene Ontology annotation, biological process: signal transduction. The record is from RefSeq and is a predicted model, not a curated record. The coding region runs from base 264 to 1718 and encodes 484 amino acids. Gene Ontology annotation, molecular function: protein phosphatase regulator activity. NCBI's taxonomy places the organism in Eukaryota, Viridiplantae, Streptophyta, Magnoliopsida, Asterales, Asteraceae. The transcript is spliced from 2 exons.
CCUUCUCCUUUAUACUACUACUUCCAUAAAACACAUUUCAUUCUCUUUUUUUUUAAUGGUCUAAAAAUACCUCAAAUUAUGAAAAUAGUACAAGUUGCUUGGAUCUCAAUCAAAAAGGUAUGAUCUUUUUAUACAUACAUAUCUUCUGUAUCUAUAUACUAAAACUUUCAUUUAAGGACUUAGGGUUUUGAUAUAUCCAUAUAUAUAGCUUAUUUAUAUAUAGAUCAUAUAGAUAUAGAUAUAGGUAUAGAUAUAGUAUAAGUAUGUUCAAGAUUAUUAAAGGGAAGAAAAAGGGAUUGAAACAAGAAGCAAUAGAACCACCACCAGGGCCCAACAUUUCAUCAGAUGUGACUAUAAACCACGCGUCGAGAUCGGCUGCUGUUCCUAGUGAUCAGCAGCCUAGUGUGAGGUCACUGGCUGUGGCGGAAAUGGGUAUUUCGCCACAGCAGCCUGGUGUGAUUGAGGUGUUGCCCAUGUUGAAAGAUGUCCCUGUGGCGGACCGACAUGUUUUGUUUCUGAAAAAGUUGCAGAUCUGUUGUUGUAUCUUCGAUUUUUCGAGUAGUUUAAAGAAUGUUAAGGAAAAAGAGAUAAAGAAACAGACUUUGAUGGAGCUUGUUGAGUUGGUUCAGUCGGGGUCGAGUAAAAUGAAUGAGAUAAUGCAGGGGGAAAUGGUUAAGAUGAUAUCGGUGAAUAUCUUUAGGUGUUUGCCUCCUCAAGCACACGAGAAUACCGGAACUGAAAGUCUUGACCCUGAAGAGGAUGAUAUGUUUUUGGAUCCGUGUUGGCCUCAUUUGCAACUUGUUUAUGAAUUGCUUUUGAGAUAUGUGGUGUCUUCUGAUACAGAUACUAAAGUGGCUAAACGAUAUGUUAACCAUUCGUUUGUGUUGAAUUUGCUUGAUUUGUUUGAUACAGAAGAUCCACGGGAACGUGAGUAUUUAAAGACUAUUCUUCAUCGUGUGUAUGGUAAAUUUAUGGUUCAUCGUCCUUUUAUAAGAAAGGCGAUAAAUAAUAUUUUCUAUAGGUUUAUAUUUGAAACCGAGAGGCAUCCUGGUAUCAGCGAGUUAUUGGAGAUUCUUGGAAGUAUAAUUAACGGUUUUGCAGUUCCAAUGAAGGAAGAACAUAAGUUGUUUCUUUCACGGGCUCUUAUCCCACUUCAUAAGCCAAAGUCUAUUAAUUUAUAUCAUCAACAAUUGUCAUACUGUGUAACGCAGUUUGUCGAAAAAGAUUAUAAGUUGGCUGAUAUAGUUAUCAAAGGGCUAUUGAAGUACUGGCCUGUUACAAAUUGUGCAAAGGAAAUUCUAUUUCUGGGAGAGUUAGAAGAAGUUUUGGACGCUACUCAAAAUGCAGAGUUCCAACACUGCAUGGUUCCUCUCUUUCGAAGGAUUGGAUGUUGCAUCAAUAGCUCUCAUUUCCAGGUUGCAGAACGUGCACUAUUUUUGUGGAACAAUGAACGUGUAGUGAGCUUAAUUGCGCUGAAUCGAGACGUCAUUUUACCCAUUAUUUUUGAUUCAUUAGAAAAGAAUAUACAGGGUCACUGGAACCAAGCAAUCAACGAACUAACUACAAAUGUCAGAAGAAUGUUCAUGGAAAUGGAUCCUGAGCUCUUUGAAGAGUGCCAGACACGAUAUAUGGACAAAGAAGCCAUGGUCAACGAAAACCUUAAGCAACGUGAGUUGACUUGGAAGAAACUCGAGUCCAUUGCCUCCCAAGCUACAUGAAAUUAUAUGGUUCUGGUGAAUUGAUACAACAGUGGAAAUGAUAAAGGCUUUCGACCUCCUCUUCUUAUAAAGAUUUUUUUUUUCCCUAUCGUUUUCUUUGCUUUUUACUUUUGGGUUUUCGAUAGGUAAGCUGUAUCAUCUGUUGUUAUAAUUACUAAUACGUUUUAUACCUUUUAGUAAUAAUGGGACAGAUGAUAUGUAAAAGUUGUAUGUUAAACCUCAUAGGAUGUUUUAUGCAGACAAGUUGUUCAUGUAUCUUUUCUGUGGUCAAAUGAAAUAUUCUGACCAUCUUUUGUGUGAAUACAAAAAAUUACAUACAUGUGAAACCACUAUUCUUUACAAUGUGGUUGUUUUUC